GCUAGAUAUUUUGCCUGCCUACUUGAAGCACAUAUAAUGGAUAUGGUUUCUAUUUUGAACAAUGACGACAACCCUUCCUUCCUCAUCCGAUGAUCUUCAAACUCAGUCGGUCCCAACCCAUACCACGAGGGUUUCGAUGCGCAAGGCACCGCUAUUCAAACCCAUUAGGAUCCCGGUACGGUGCGCCCAGAGACACAUUACGGACCGAACCAUGCCGUAUAUUUUCCAUCUUCCUAUGCACCAUGCGGUCAUCAUGGCUCCAUUCCGUCCGAUAGCAUACCACGCGUCAAGCCUCAAGAAGAACUGCUGUCUUCCAAGGACUUAUUUGGCAGGAUCGAUGAGCGCCGAACAGCAGCCAAGAGCAGCAACAAAAGCAGGCAAAAGAAAAAAUAUCCAUGUCCAUAUGCGGCAGAACACUCGUGCAAAGAAAUGUUCUCCGCGCCUGGCCAUGCUGCUAGGCAUAGCAAAACCCACACUGGCGAAAAAAAUGUGCGUUGUCCCAUCUGCAACAAGGCAUUCGCGCGACGCGACAAUAUGAGGCAACACCACCAGACGCACCGCGAAGAAGAUGUUGGCGGCAUUGCAAAGAUGGCAUUCCGGUCCUCCACUGCAGUUGGAGGGAAUCUGGGUCAAUCGAUUAUGUAAAUAGCUCAACAGAUUUUUGGCUCUGUUAUGGUAUAUCUGCCUCGAAAUGGAAGCCAUAUGGCAAUGACAAGCGGUGGGGCGUCCUAUUUAUCUUGCUCUAUUUUGAUACUGAAAUUUCCUGUUAUGCACUUUUGCUUUGGUACCAAUCUGUCCAUUUUCUGUGUUUUCAUUUUUUUUUUGUUUUUUUGCAGAUAAAGGUUGCCAUAUAUCAGGAACAGCGUGAUUGCUUGGUAGUUCUUGGUAGCAAAGGUCCUUUUUGCGCUUCAACCUUAAAGGCGUCGACAUCGUCUGGCUUGGUAGAGAACUUGGUCCGGGGUACAAAUUGUACUGACACAUUGGACAAAAAUCGACGAUAGGAUGUCUCUAUUUUCAACAAGCUGAUAGAACUCUUCAACAUGGAGCUCUUUCAAUUGGAAAGGCACAUGCUUAGCCAAAGGCAGCUCUGUUUCCGGGCCACUUCCCCAACAAGUCCGCCGGCACCUUCAAUGCGGCGAACAUCCUUUACUGAGAGGAUCCAAUUCGGCAUUGUUGAAAUUAAGCAUCCUACCCCCAGA
Messenger RNA from Coccidioides immitis RS, 1199 nucleotides. RefSeq names its product C2H2 transcription factor. The coding region runs from base 62 to 538 and encodes 158 amino acids. Lineage: Eukaryota; Fungi; Ascomycota; Eurotiomycetes; Onygenales; Onygenaceae. The transcript has a single exon. The record is from RefSeq and is a predicted model, not a curated record.